Molecule: messenger RNA, 1167 nt
Organism: Rana temporaria (common frog)
Lineage: Eukaryota; Metazoa; Chordata; Amphibia; Anura; Ranidae
Product: collagenase 3-like
Exons: 9
Coding region: 1-1167 (388 amino acids)
Biological process (GO): collagen catabolic process; extracellular matrix organization; proteolysis
Cellular component (GO): extracellular matrix
Molecular function (GO): metalloendopeptidase activity; zinc ion binding
Source: RefSeq, a predicted model, not a curated record
AUGCCAAACGAGGGUCCUUAUGAAAAUAGGAACAUGUUCCAAAUCAAAGUCUACUUCAUACUUUGGGGUGUAAGAAGCAUCGCUAAUAGCUUGCCGAUUGCAGCCAACCAAAAUCUGGAUGACUGUCCGAAGUCUACAAUGGCACUUAGAACACAAGCUGCCACUAUCUUACCCAUGGACCGGGAUUUUAUCUUAAAGAAAUCUAACAAGAAGGAUGUGGCAAGAUGUGGAGUUCCUGAUGUUGCAGGCUAUAAAAUAAUUCAAACAAAUUUAAAGUGGUCCUCCACAAUCAUAAGUUACCAGAUUUUUAAUUACACUCCAGAUUUACCUCCAGCUGAAGUAGAUAAAGCUAUACAAAAAGCCUUCAGAGUGUGGAGUGAGGUGACUCCGCUUCAAUUCAUCCGGCUUCAGAACGGAACGGCAGACAUUAAGAUAGUCUUUGGUGUGAGAGAACAUGGAGAUUUCUUUCCUUUUGAUGGCCCUUCAGGUGUGCUAGCUCACGCCUUUCCUCCUGGUGACCACAUUGGUGGAGACAUCCAUUUUGAUGAGGAGGAGACAUGGACUGUAAAUGUUUCUGACUACAAUUUGUUUUCUGUGGCUGUACAUGAGAUUGGUCACUCAUUGGGAUUGGAUCACUCUGGAAAUCCUCGGGCUCUUAUGUUUCCCUUCUACACACACUUUAGUUCAGAGGUCUUUACCCUUCCGACUGAUGACAUCCUGGGAAUACAGGAACUGUAUGGCUCCAAACCAUCAAGGAUUAUAAACCCAACAAUCUGUAGUCAGGAGCUUCCUAUGGAUGCCACAGCUCGCUGGGAAGAAAGUGUGAUUACCUUUAAAGACAGAAAAGUAAGGUAUCAUCACCCAAAUGCUCCUGUAUCUAAAUCAUUCUCAACUAAUUCACUUUGGAAAAAUGUUCCAAAUACCAUAGAUGCAGCUUAUAACUCUCCAGGAAAGGAAACUCUUUAUUUAUUCAGUGGAAGGAAGUUCUGGGCUGUCAAUGGAUCUACCUUGUUGAAUGAAGGACCCAGAGAGAUUGAUGAAUUUGGCAUCCCAAAAUAUGUGCAGAAAAUAGAUGCUGCUUUUCAUGAUACAAAGAAAGGAAGAACAUUUCUAUUUGCUGGAGAUCUAUGCUGGAGGUAUGUUGGCAGUAAUCACACAAAGCAGUGA